GGAACAUUAUGGCAACAAACAAGAUUAAGAGAUGCGCAAGCUGCAUGUGGCAGCGAAAAAAAUGUUCUGAGUCAUGUAUAAUGGCUCCUCAUUUUCCAUCCACCGAUCCCCACAAAUUCGAAAUAGUCCAUAGAGUGUUUGGAACCAGUAAUGUACUGAAAAUGCUUCAAGAUGUGGAAGAAAAUGAAAGGGCGGUUGCAGUAAAUAACAUGGCGUAUGAAGCAAACGCCAGAUUGGCAGACCCAGUGUAUGGGUCUGCAAGUGCAGUUUAUCAAUUGCAGAAGCAAAUUGCUGAGCUUGAAUCAGAGCUGGCAAUCACGCAGGAAGAAGUUGCGAGAAUGAGUAGGAAGCGAGAUGUGCUGAUUUCAAUCGUUAUCGGAGGAUCUCACGUUUGGUCUACAACACAACAAACUGAUGAUUUGAUUUUAGAAGACAUUGAUCUCUUGUGGGAGCCUCUGUGGAACUGGAAAGUUGAUUCUAUCAAGAUGGAAGGAAGUGGAUAACGCGAAUGAAGAAGGUAAUAGCUUAAGAGGAGGUAAAGGAAUAUGAGAUGGGUGCAGAAUAGGAGACACGACGUACAACUACAAACUUUUGAAACAAAUUUUAUCGCACUCAAUUUUGUGACCCAAAAUAAACUUUUUUAUUUAAGAUGCCAAGCUUAGUGUGAAAGUGAGAAAAUGAUCACAUAUAUUGAUGUGUGAAUUUUUUUAAGAUAUUGAGAAUUUUCAUAUAUUUUGAUAUUUAACAGUUACAUCUUAUUUUUUUUAUAU
Molecule: messenger RNA, 770 nt
Organism: Cryptomeria japonica (Japanese cedar)
Lineage: Eukaryota; Viridiplantae; Streptophyta; Pinopsida; Cupressales; Cupressaceae
Product: LOB domain-containing protein 1
Exons: 3
Coding region: 9-503 (164 amino acids)
Source: RefSeq, a predicted model, not a curated record